Oenanthe melanoleuca is the source of this 2617-nucleotide messenger RNA. Its product is annotated as tyrosine-protein kinase ZAP-70. NCBI's taxonomy places the organism in Eukaryota, Metazoa, Chordata, Aves, Passeriformes, Muscicapidae. Gene Ontology annotation, biological process: cell differentiation; protein phosphorylation; cell surface receptor protein tyrosine kinase signaling pathway. The transcript has 13 exons. The record is from RefSeq and is a predicted model, not a curated record. The coding region runs from base 207 to 2036 and encodes 609 amino acids. Gene Ontology annotation, molecular function: signaling receptor binding; ATP binding; non-membrane spanning protein tyrosine kinase activity. Gene Ontology annotation, cellular component: extrinsic component of cytoplasmic side of plasma membrane; cytoplasm.
AGAGAAACCAGCGGUGGCUGGCGAAUGCCGGAGCUCUCGCUGGAUGCUGCGGCCUCUCCUUUCCCAAAACCCAGAGCAGCCUCAGCCAGCAGCGACUCUUCCCUCCGUGAGCUCCUCUCCAGGUGUGCAGGGGAGCCCCAGAGGCGCCGUGCCCCCGGCACAGCAGGCCGAGCCAGCAGCGCGUGAGGCCGGGGCGAGGCGCGGGGAUGCCGGACGCCGCCGCGCACCUGCCCUUCUACUACGGCAGCAUCGCGCGCUCCGAGGCCGAGGAGCACCUGAAGCUGGCGGGGAUGGCGGACGGGCUGUUCCUGCUGCGGCAGUGCCUGCGCAGCCUGGGCGGCUACGUGCUGUCCAUGGUGUGCGACCUGCAGUUCUACCACUACCCCAUCGAGCGCCAGCUCAACGGCACCUACGCCAUCCAGGGGGGCAAGGCGCACUGCGGCCCCGAGGAGCUCUGCGAGUUCUACUCCAAGGACGCCGACGGGCUCUGCUGCCCCCUGCGCAAGCCCUGCAACCGCCCCAGCGGCGUGGAGCCCCAGCCCGGCGUCUUCGACAGCAUGAGGGACAACAUGGUGCGCGAGUACGUGCGGCAGACCUGGAAACUGGAGGGGGAUGCCCUGGAGCAGGCCAUCAUCAGCCAGGCUCCCCAGGUGGAGAAGCUGGUGGCCACCACGGCGCACGAGAGGAUGCCCUGGUACCACGGCAACGUCGGCCGGGACGAGGCGGAGCGCAGGCUCUACUCGGGGGCACAGCCCGACGGAAAGUUCCUGCUGAGAGAAAAGAAGGAGAACCGUGCCUACGCCCUGUCCCUCAUGUAUGGCAAGACUGUGUAUCACUACCGGGUGGAUCACGAUAAAUCUGGGAAAUAUUCCAUCCCUGAGGGCACCAAGUUUGACACACUCUGGCAGUUGGUGGAGUAUUUAAAACUCAAACCAGACGGGCUGAUUUUCUACCUGAGGGAAGCCUGCCCCAACCCCAACAUGCCAGCCUCUGCAGCUCCAGUUCCACCCACCCACCCCUCCGUGAGCAGAAACCUGGGCCCCCUCAAUGCAGAUGGGUACACCCCAGACCCUGUAGGGGGAGGGAAAUCCCGGCUGCUGCCCAUGGACACCAGCGUCUACGAGAGCCCCUACAGCGACCCCGAGGAGCUGAAGGACAAGAAGCUGUUCCUGAAGAGGGACCACCUGAUGAUUGAUGAGGUGGAGCUGGGGGCAGGAAACUUCGGCUGCGUCAAGAAGGGAGUUUACAAAAUGAGGAAGAAGCAGAUUGAUGUGGCCAUCAAGGUGCUGAAGAGCAACAACGAGAAGACAGUGAAGGAUGAGAUGAUGAAGGAAGCUCAGAUCAUGCACCAGCUGGACAACCCCUACAUCGUGCGCAUGAUCGGGGUGUGCGAGGCCGAGUCGCUGAUGCUCGUGAUGGAGAUGGCUUCUGGAGGGCCCCUCAACAGGUUCCUGGCUUCCAAGAAGGAUGAGAUUGCAACCAGCAACAUCGUGGAGCUGAUGCACCAGGUGUCCAUGGGGAUGAAGUACCUGGAGGAAAAGAACUUUGUCCACAGGGACCUGGCAGCCAGGAAUGUCCUGCUGGUCAACCAGCACUAUGCCAAGAUCAGUGACUUUGGGCUCUCCAAGGCUCUGGGAGCUGAUGACAGCUACUACAAGGCCAGGACAGCAGGGAAGUGGCCCCUGAAGUGGUACGCCCCCGAGUGCAUCAACUACCACAAGUUCUCCAGCAAGAGCGACGUGUGGAGCUACGGUGUGACCAUGUGGGAGGCCUUCAGCUUCGGGCAGAAACCCUACAAGAAAAUGAAGGGCCCCGAGGUGAUCAGCUUCAUCGAGCAGGGCAAGCGCAUGGACUGUCCCCAGGAGUGCCCAGCUGAGAUGUAUGCCCUGAUGCAGCAGUGCUGGACAUACAGAUGGGAAGAGCGUCCAGGCUUUGUGGCUGUGGAAAACACCAUCCGCUCCUACUACUACAGCAUCGCUGCCAAGCCCGAGAACGGGCCAGGCACGGGGGACAAGGCCAAAGCUGCUCUUCCUUGAGCUCCUUCCCUGCUCCUCCACCUGCCCUGAAAGGACCUGGAAAGGCUCUCUGUCGAGUUUUGCUUUAAUCUCUGCAAUGCUCCUCAGCAUUGAGGACUGGGGGACGUUGGUGUCCCCACAGCAGGGACAGCCAGCUCCUGCAGCCUGACCCAGCCCAGGAGAACAGACUGUCAGACCCUUCCCCACCCAAUUCCAAAGCUGUCCCAGGACCCCAGGGCUUUGUGCCUGCCAGGCUCACUGAGGAUGAACUGUGUUUGCUCCAGAAAAUCUGGAUUUUUCCAGGUUUCCCAGGAAUGUUUUCCCCAGGUGCACGUUUCUGGUGGGGUUUGCACGGGGUGGGACAGAGCACAGGGAGCCUCUGAGCCCUGAUCCCCUUGGAUUAGCAGCUGGGAUGGGAUGGGACAGAGCUGGUUUGUCCCCCUGCACCCCUGGCCAGCACAGCAGGUGUCACCCAGCCCUCCAAGGUGGCUCCCAAACAAUUCCAGGACCAAUCCUUUAGCUCCUGGGUCCCUCUGUGCUGAUGAAAUGUUGUUUUUCAAGCUUAAAACCUUAAAAACCCCUAUAAAUAAACUAUUCCAUGU